This is a messenger RNA of Vigna angularis (adzuki bean), 672 nucleotides long. RefSeq names its product dirigent protein 22. The record is from RefSeq and is a predicted model, not a curated record. The coding region runs from base 21 to 605 and encodes 194 amino acids. NCBI's taxonomy places the organism in Eukaryota, Viridiplantae, Streptophyta, Magnoliopsida, Fabales, Fabaceae. The transcript has a single exon.
ACUUCUUACUUUUCCCUACCAUGGCCAUGGCUAAUUCCAGAAGCUUCACAGCCUUUUUCACCGUCAUCUUUCUCAGCCUACUGUUCUCAUUCGCCACCGCAAAAUCUUAUACUUUCUACCGAAGCCUAUCUCGGAAGUCUUUGGGGCUGAAGAAGGAGAAGCUGAGCCACCUUCACUUCUUCUUCCACGACAUUGUCAGCGGUCCAAACCCCACCGCCGUCAGAGUGGCGGAGGCCCCCUCCACCAACUCUUCUUCCACACUUUUCGGAUUUAUAGCUAUGAUCGACGACCCAUUGACGGUGGGCCCCGAACCUGGAUCCAAACUUGUGGGAAAGGCCCAAGGUGUUUACGGAUCUGCAGCCCAACAGGAAACGGGCCUGUUGAUGGUAAUGAACUUCGUGUUCACGGAAGGGAAAUACAAUGGCAGCACGCUGAGCUUGUUGGGGCGGAACGCGGUGUUCUCUGCCGUGAGGGAAAUGCCAAUCGUUGGAGGAAGCGGGGCUUUUCGGUUCGCACGUGGGUAUGCUCAGGCAAUGACUCACACGUUUGAUCUGAAGACCGGAGAUGCUGUUGUGGAGUACAACGUUUACGUGUUCCAUUAUUAACCACUGAGUUGUUGAUGAUAUAGAAAACAUGCAACAUCGUUCUAAUGUCUUUUGAUUCUCUUGUUUC